GUGAAUAAGGUUUUUGCUCUUUAAGUGAGUACGUUUUUGAUUACGUUUUAAAUUUUAAAUAUUAAUUUUCGUAGUUAUAAGUGUGCCUUUUUUAUAAAUCUUUAGAAGAUAGCAAUGGAGAAAUCAAAUAUGAGUCAAACAGAGUACAUGCCAUGUCCACAAAAUCCUCCUCCACCCGGAGUUUCACCACCAGAUCUUGCUCCACCACAAUAUGCACCACCACAAUAUACUCCAACACAAAGUGAUGUACCAUCAUAUGCACCACCACAAAGUGUUCCGGUACAGCAAGUUCACACAACCACAGUUUUACAUUCUGUUGCUCCAUUGACCCAGUAUGGACCAAAACAACAAAAUGUAACAUGUCCGAGUUGUAAUAACAGAAUUAUAACCAAAACGGAAUCUAAAGCGACCUCAAAAACUCAUUUGUGGGCAUUUUGUCUGUUCAUAUGCGGAUGUUGGCCAUGUUGUUGUAUACCAUACUGUAUGGAUUCAUGUAUGAACACAAAUCACUACUGUCCAAACUGUAGCGCAUUCCUUGGUACUUACCAAAGUUAAUAACUUUAAACAUUUUUAGUGUGUAUUCGGUUUAUAUUUAUAUCUAUAGUAAGUUUUUAUAAUACAUAAUUCUUAUGUAAUUCUUGUAUAAUUAAGAAUAAAAUUAUUAUCACAUAUUA
Molecule: messenger RNA, 674 nt
Organism: Onthophagus taurus
Lineage: Eukaryota; Metazoa; Arthropoda; Insecta; Coleoptera; Scarabaeidae
Product: lipopolysaccharide-induced tumor necrosis factor-alpha factor homolog
Molecular function (GO): zinc ion binding
Source: RefSeq, a predicted model, not a curated record